AUGGCUUUACCGUUUACCUUUCAAGCGCAGACUAUUAUCGCAGAGGGACGAACGUCCCAAAUUGAUGUUGACAGAAUUAGAAACUGGUUGCAAACAAGCAUGCUUCCACAGCUGCAGGAUGAAUUUAUUGCGAUAUUUUUAAUAUCAAGUGAAAAUAAAGUAGACAAGACGAAACAAAUAAUCGAGGCUUAUUUCAGAAUUAAGAAUGGAUUUCCACACAUUUUUAACAACAUAGAUGUCCACAGUGAACAAAUAAAAAAUAUACAAAAAGUAUUAGGUUUGUGUAUAGUUCCUAACAGAAUGGACACGAAUUCGGUUGUCAUAUGUGCAAAGUUAAUUGACACAAAUUACCGUAGUUUCGAACUUAUAGCUGCGUUAAAAUUAUCUUUCUCGCACCUACAUUUGAUGCAAAUUGAAAAUCCUCCAAACGAUUGUGUCCUGGUGUUUGAUAUGAAAGGGGUUGGUUUCAUGCAUAUGACGUGUCUUAAAAUGGAAGUCGUUGUUACAUAUCUGAAAUAUAUCCAAGAAGCAUUACCUCUUAAAAUAAGGGCGAUCCACAUUUUAAACAGCAACUACAUUUUCUCUCGAAUUCUUGAUUUGUUUAAAAUGUUCAUGAAAAGCGAACUGUUAACCCUGUUUCAUACACAUUCUUCAGGAAUGAAACUUGAAAAGUUUCACGAAGAGUGGGUGCCAGCAGCUUGUUUACCCAAAGAAUAUGGUGGUGAGGUAUCCUUUGAAAAAUUGAUGAAUCAAACGAAGAAGGGCAUUAAGGAAAUUCAACCAUUUUUGGACGCAGAAGAACAACUUAGAAAAUGCAUAUAA
Molecule: messenger RNA, 822 nt
Organism: Zophobas morio
Lineage: Eukaryota; Metazoa; Arthropoda; Insecta; Coleoptera; Tenebrionidae
Product: alpha-tocopherol transfer protein-like
Exons: 4
Coding region: 1-822 (273 amino acids)
Cellular component (GO): membrane
Molecular function (GO): phosphatidylinositol bisphosphate binding
Source: RefSeq, a predicted model, not a curated record